Messenger RNA from Musa acuminata subsp. malaccensis (wild Malaysian banana), 1708 nucleotides. Its product is annotated as protein DETOXIFICATION 29. Gene Ontology annotation, molecular function: xenobiotic transmembrane transporter activity; antiporter activity. Gene Ontology annotation, cellular component: membrane. Lineage: Eukaryota; Viridiplantae; Streptophyta; Magnoliopsida; Zingiberales; Musaceae. Gene Ontology annotation, biological process: xenobiotic detoxification by transmembrane export across the plasma membrane. The record is from RefSeq and is a predicted model, not a curated record.
AUCGUAAACUUAUCUGGUAGGUUCUUAGCAACAAGCAACCAAUGUGGCAUCAUAGUUUGGUACUGCGAUUCCAAGGAACAAGUGCAGAAAGAGAGAGUCGUUCUGAGGCAUUCCUAUCAUGGAAAGGCUCCUUUCUAAGAGCUGGGAAGAAUCAAAGAAGACAUGGCACAUAGCAGGCCCUGCAAUACUUGGAUCAGUCUUCCAGUUCUCCAUUAGCUUCGUCACUGCCGCCUUCGCCGGCCAUCUUGGCGCCGUUGCGCUUGCUGCGGUCUCCGUCGCUCAGAACGUCAUUGAAGGCUUCGCUUUUGGGAUACUGUUGGGCAUGGGGAGUGCACUGGAGACUCUCUGCGGCCAAGCUGUGGGUGCCGGGCAAUUCCACAUACUAGGAAUCUACCUGCAGAGAUCGUGGGUCAUCACCUUGGCGACGGCCACUGUCCUAACUCCACUCUACGUGUUCACAGCGCCGAUCUUGAAGCUCUUGCGGCAGCCGACCGACAUCUCGGAAGUAGCAGGCGAAUUCUGCGUCUGGGUGAUCCCACAGUUGUUUGCUUACGCUGUGAACUUCCCGCUGCAGAAGUUCUUCCAGUCUCAGAGGAAGGUUUGGGUGAUAACUGAGAUUGCUGGUGCGGUGCUCGGCCUUCACAUCCUUCUGAACUGGGUUUUCGUGGUGAGACUUGGCUAUGGAUUGGCAGCAGCAGCCAUCAUCGGGAACGUUUCGUGGUGGCUUAUUAAUCUGGCUCAGAUGGUCUAUCUGUUCUCCGGUUGCUUUCGAGAUUCAUGGACGGGGUUCUCUCUGCUGGCCUUCCAAAACCUGUCUGCUUUCUUCAAGCUGUCGCUCGCGUCAGCUGUAAUGUUAUGCUUGGAGCUCUGGUAUUACACUGCAGUGAUCAUCCUCGUGGGCUACCUGAAGAAUCCAGAUGUGGCAGUUGCUGCCAUUUCUAUCUGCAUGAACUACCAAAUCUGGACAUUGAUGAUUACUCUGGGAUUCUAUAUUGCAGUCAGCGUUCGAGUAUCGAAUGAACUCGGAGCGAAUCGACCCAAAGCAGCAAAAUUCUCUGUGGUCGUUGUUCUAACCACAUCAGUGUUGAUAGGCACAGUUUUCAUGGCCAUGGCUCUCAUCUUCAGGAAGAAACUGCCGGAAUUCUUCACAGACGUACCAGAAGUGAUCAACGAAGCAUCAAAAUUGGGGUAUUUUCUCGGUGCCAUAAUUCUUCUGAACAGCAUUCAACCUGUUCUCUCAGGAGUGGCAAUAGGAGCAGGUUGGCAAACCUCGGUCGCAUUCAUAAACUGUGCAUGCUACUACCUCUUAGGAUUGCCUGUUGGAGCUGUUCUUGGAUUCAAGCUCAAGCUCGAUGAACUGGGCAUUUGGAUCGGGAUGCUAAUUGGAACGUUGGUGCAGACCUCUGUUCUACUGCUGAUUAUGUUCAGAACUAAAUGGCAGAAAGAGGCCGCGAAAGCCGAAGAGCGCGUAAGAGAAUGGGAAGGAAGAGUCGAGCUUCAAUCCAUCUCACGAAGUUGAGAACUGCUUCAUGUCGAGUGCAUUAUAUGACAAACUACAGCAAUUUGGACAAAUCAUUACCUCAUUGUUCUCUAUUCUUAGCAGAAAACACAUGUAAUCAUCAAUUAGAUCACUUCCAGAUUCUGAAACGUUCUAAUUUUUCAGGAAAAAAAAAGAAGAGAAAUGAGAUCUACAAAAAGUUAUUAGUUU